AACACAAAUCUUUUUUAUUAUGUGGCCCACCUGGAUCUGGAAAAAAAAUGAUGUUAAUUAGUGCCAUUAAACAAUUGCCAAUUAUGAAAGUCGUCAGUCUUAAUUUUUCUAACGUUACUACACCCGAAUCGAUUUUAAAAAUAUUUGAUCAAUAUUGUGAAUAUCAUGAGACCCCAAAUGGUGAUAUUUUGUCACCCAUAGCCAUUGGUUACAGGCUUGUAAUAAUUUGUAAUGAAAUCAAUCUUUCUGUAACCGAUCAUUAUGGUACUCAAAGCGUGAUCUCUUUUUUAAGACAAUUGAUUGAAUAUGGUGGUUAUUGGAGAAUGUCAGAUAAAGCAUGGGUCAAGUUGGAACGAAUACAAUUCGUUGGAGUUUGUAAUCCUCCAACUGACCUUUACCGUGCGCCGCUACCUCACAGAUACCUUCGUAACACCCCAUUAAUUAUAAUUGAUUAUCCUGAUGAAAUUUCACUUAAUCAGAUUUAUGGAACCUUUGCUCAUGCCAUGUUAAAAGUUGUUCCUUCACUUAAAGAAUAUGCUGAACCACUGACAGCUUCGAUGGUUGAAUUUUAUUUAAUGAUUAAAAAACGGUUUACUCCAGAGAUUCAAUCCCAUUAUAAUUACUCUCCUC
This is a messenger RNA of Dentiscutata heterogama, 630 nucleotides long. NCBI's taxonomy places the organism in Eukaryota, Fungi, Glomeromycota, Glomeromycetes, Diversisporales, Gigasporaceae. The record is from the annotation of a GenBank genome assembly.